Molecule: messenger RNA, 556 nt
Organism: Callithrix jacchus (white-tufted-ear marmoset)
Lineage: Eukaryota; Metazoa; Chordata; Mammalia; Primates; Cebidae
Source: RefSeq, a predicted model, not a curated record
AUGGCCCGGCCCCGGCCCUGGACCGCGCACCCCGGACACCCCGGAUUCUCUCCGCGGCGGCGGCGGCGGCUGCGGCGGCGGCAGUGGCCCGGGCUCCCGCCGCCAUCUUCCCAGCCAGCCGGCCCGCCCGGCCGCCCCGUGCGCCUGCGCGCUCUGAUCCCUCCCCUGUGUGGGCGGGGCCUGAAAUCGCGCGUCUCCAUUGGCCCAGCGAGUGGGAGGGCGGCUUCCGAGAGCGGCGCGCCUCGCCCAUCGCUGCCCACUUUGGGGCCCGGACGCCGCCCCUCGGGCCGGGAACCCGGACUGCGGGUCCUGCAGGAAGGUGUCCUAUAGACACAUCUGUGGGCUCAAGGCAGCAAUUCAUGGAAAGACUGAAAAUCAACUAAACUCGCAUUAAUAGCAGAUGAAGUGAAUCACAGAACACCUGCAUGUUGGAGGAGAAGGUCCAACCAUAGGAAAGCAUGGGGUCUCCGAUGUGAGGGCCACAGGGCUGUGACACCUGUCACCCACUGGUCACCAGGGUUGAUUCGGCUGAUGAGGCUGGGGGGGCUGGGGGGUG